AUGGCUGAGCCUAGCAACAUCCAGUCAGCGGCUUCUAAGAGCAUCCGUCCAUUCCGUUCCAGUGAGGACUAUCUCUACGCCAUGAAGGAGGACCUGGCGGAAUGGCUGAAUACCCUUUACGAUCUUGAUGUCCAGGUGGAGAACUUCAUGGAUGCCCUGGAGAUGGGCUACGAUCUCUGCCAGCAUGCCAACAACGUCAACCGUAUCGCCCUGGAGUUCCAACAGUCAAACCCGGAAGCUGCUUCUCACAUGAGAAUCCCUCAGAAGGAGGUGAUCUUCCAAGCAAAGAACGUUGUCCCUGGCUCUUUCAUCGCUCGGGACAACAUCUCCAACUUCAUCCAGUGGUGCCGUCAGGAGCUGGGCAUUCAAGACGUGGUGAUGUUUGAAACCAACGACUUGGUGUUGAAGAAGAACGAGAAGAACUUCGUCCUUUGUCUGCUGGAGGUGGCCAGGAAGGGUUCCAAGUUUGGGAUGCUGGCUCCCAUGCUCAUCCAGAUGGAGGAAGAGAUUGAGGAGGAGAUGAGGGACCACCAAGUGGUCUGUGGAGAGCUGAAGACAGAGCAAGUGAUCCAAGAUUUGGGGCCGAAGUCUCCCGUUUACUUGAACAAGACGCAAAGGAUAACCUUGUGUGACCUCAAGAAUCUGGAUGAGCUGGUAAGAGAGAUCCUGGGCCACUGUACCUGCCCAUCCCAGUUCCCCAUGGUCAAAGUCUCGGAGGGCAAAUACAAAGUUGGAGACUCUAACGCGCUCAUCUUCGUCCGAGUUCUCCGCAGCCACGUGAUGGUCCGAGUAGGGGGGGGCUGGGACACGCUGGAGCAUUACCUGGAUAAGCAUGACCCCUGCCGGUGCACCUCCGUCUCUCACCGUCUGACGCAGGGUCGGGGUCUCGGCUUCUCCCCCCAGAAGUCCAGCGGCCUGGCCAGUCCCCAAGCAAACAGCCCCACUACUCAGCGCCGGGCUGAAGCGGUGGGUCUGCAUAAAGUCUCGGAGCCCCACCACCUGGGGGAGAAACGGCUCUUGGCUGGAGGGGACCCGACUCAACUCAAAGGAAACCGUCCUCCCACCAAGAGGUCUGGGACGGCCACCCCGCCCAGGCAGGGAUCGCUGGUUCCACCAAGUGGGAAAUGCAGCACGGCAGGACAGGGGGGUGCCAGCCCUCUACGGGGGUGCCCGUCCCAAGCCCAUCAGGACACAGGAGAAUCCCAUCUCCCCCAGAAUCUCCGUUUGACCCCCAGAGCUCGGCGUCUUUCCGGAGACAGCGAUUCCUCCUCCUCCUCCUCUAUGCACAGUGCCAGCUUGGGAAGGAAGCGGAACGAGGAGCCCAGUCUGGCACUCAGGAAGGAGGCUGGGAGGCAUAUCUCCGAGGGGCCAGCCUCCCAGCUCAAUGCCAGUCCCAAACGGCAGCCAGCCAGCCGGAGUCAGUCCCGAGACCGUCUCAGCUUGCCAAAAACCGUUGCGGUGCCCAAGAGGAUUGAGUCAGAAGAGCGGGGCCGUCCCCACAUGGCAAGCCGGCCGAGCAAGCCUGGACCACAGAGCCCUCGUCCCCGGGCCCGCAGCCAGGGAAGGCCUGCAGGAGAGCCCGUGCUGCUGAUCAGCCGAGCAAAGGAUGGACAGCACUCCUGGACACGGGCAGACGAGCCCAAGGAGAACGCCGGGGGCUCUGGAAGAACCACCCCCAGGACCAAGAGCCCGGCAAGGGGUCACCUGACCCCGGUGGGUUCCCGAAGCCCUGCCACCAUCAAGCGCAGGGGUUCCCUGCCCGCCACAAAAAUGGCCAAUCCCUCCGUCCGAAUCCCUCCACCAGCCCCAGGAAGACAGCGACAGCCCUGCUUGCCCAAACAACGGGGGGCCGUGAGGCAGCCCGAGUCGGGGGAGAGUGGGCCCUCUAGACAGCCCAAUGAGGACACUUUGGGACAGGAGCUGGAGGCCAUGGCGCAGGCUUUCCGUACCCCGCUGCGCCUCGAUCCGAGCCAGGAGCAGCAGCUCUACCGGCGCCUGGAGGAGGAAUUCCUGGCCAACUCUCAGAUGAUGGGUUUGGAGAUGGAGGAAGAGCUGGACCCGGGCAGCCAGGCCUGCGAUGGUGCCCGGCUCUUGCCCCCCAAUCCAGACCAAGGGACCGCCGACUCCGCGUACUGCUCCUCCAGCUCCUCCUCUUCCUCCCUCAACGUCUUCAGCAAAUACGGUCUCCAAGCAGAGGAGUCCAAGCGGAAGGCAGCCCACCAGGUGACCGGAGGAGGGUCUGAGCUGGGGGAUUUCCACAAUGGCUCGCUCGAGGCUUCCGAGCUGUGGGACUCCUCCGGGUCUCGCGAGCGAAGGAGCCGCUGGAGGAAACCCGUCCUUUCCAGCUCGUCCGAUGAAAGCAACUGCUACCUGGGUCUGAACGACGUCCAGGAGGUCCAGGAGGGUCUGGAGCUGGCCGAACCUCUGGUGGAUAGCCCCUGGGCCCCUGGGGAACCGGCCCCUUCCCACACGGAGCUGGGACCCUCCCUCCAGGAUGGCACAUCCCCCUCGGCCCCUAUCCUGGAAGAAGUCGCGCUCCCUCCCCAGCCAUCCCUGGGGAAGCCCGACCACGUGCCUUCCAGCUACCAGAUGAAGCUGCGCCCGCAAAUUAAGCCUCGUGCCGACUCCCAACCGGACAAGACCCCCUCAAAAAUCCCCACCCCCCUCAGCUACAAGGCUUCAGGAGGACCCAAGGCUCCAACAGGAAGCGCCUCGUCCAGAGACAGCCCAGUCAGAGCCCUGUCUGAGCGCCGGGGCUGGGCGGCCCUCCACCACCUCUUCUCCUCCUCCUUCGGGGAGUGUCCCGGGGGUUCGGUGGAGUCCGGUGUGACCGAUGAGGGGGCUUGGGCCUAG
Protobothrops mucrosquamatus (brown spotted pit viper) is the source of this 2853-nucleotide messenger RNA. It is a transcript of the gene GAS2L1, whose product is annotated as growth arrest specific 2 like 1. NCBI's taxonomy places the organism in Eukaryota, Metazoa, Chordata, Lepidosauria, Squamata, Viperidae. The record is from RefSeq and is a predicted model, not a curated record. Gene Ontology annotation, cellular component: microtubule plus-end; stress fiber; actin filament. Gene Ontology annotation, biological process: actin crosslink formation; protein localization to microtubule plus-end; microtubule bundle formation. The coding region runs from base 1 to 2853 and encodes 950 amino acids. Gene Ontology annotation, molecular function: actin filament binding; cytoskeletal adaptor activity; microtubule binding. The transcript is spliced from 6 exons.